CUUUCUCAUUCUGCCAAAGCUGCCCCUGCAAGAUGGACCUGAGGAUUGUGCUCAUUUUGACAAGUGCACUCAUCGCUCAAGUUUAUUCCCUGAUGUGCAACAAUUGCUUCUCUGACGCCACUGGAACCUGCCACGAUGUCCAGGGACCCUGCCCUGAUCAGUGUGCCAGUGUAAGGAUCGCCACAUACCAAGAUUACAGGAGGAAAGAUGUGAUGACUCUGAAGACCUGUACGCCCUCUGACAUGUGUGUCACAGGCUCGCUCAAUUUUGGCACCUCAAGGGUUAAAGCGGAGAGCACCUGCUGCGGCACGGACCUCUGCAAUGACGAAGCUCCUCCAGAAUCUCUUACAGACAUCUCUAAUGGGAUGAGAUGUUACACCUGCAGAAAUGGAGAUUGCACUUCAAUUAUACGGUGUUUGGGCGAUGAAGAUUUCUGUGUCACAUCCACAUCUGCAGAGGGUAUUCAGAAAGGAUGUGCAUCGAGAUCCAUUUGCCGGCCGAGGGGCUCGAAUCACUUCCUAUCCAGCGUGGCGGAUGGUCUGGCUUGCUGCGAGGGGAACCUGUGUAACGGCAUGGAGGGGAUGGGGACCAAUCAGAACACAGGAAACUCGGGUCACAAAAGCCACACACAGAGCUUCCUGUUAAUAGUGCUGAUGUCUGUGGCCUCCAAUUCUGACAUGGUCUCUUGAGCCGUCUACUGGUUACUGCAAGUGCCUCAGUAAGCUAACUGUAAAGACAUGCAAAAUGUUGCAAAUACUUCAUAGAACCUUGUUAGCCCUACUAUAGGAGCUUGCCAACACGCUAACUGGUGUCUUUUGGUUCCAAAAGGUUUACUUUCAAUAUUGUAGCCCAGCCCGGAACACAAAGCAAGUUCAUACAGUAUCUGGUGGGAACACUGGAUUAUACAGUAUCUGUCCUGCACAUGACCUCACACAAUUAUGUAUUUAAAGACAACACCAAAAUGAAUCACUUGAUGAAAGCUAAUUGCUGUAUUAGUACAGUACGUGUCUGUUUUUCUCAUUGAUGUUUUUUUCCGGCACAUGUCUUCUGACCCUGUUUUUUUUAUUUUCUCUAUGUGUUUUCAAUCUAUCCCUGAUAGCUACCGUGCAGAAACUGUCUAGAUAAUGACAAUAAAAGAGUUUAUUAAACACA
This is a messenger RNA of Sardina pilchardus (European sardine), 1152 nucleotides long. RefSeq names its product urokinase plasminogen activator surface receptor-like. The record is from RefSeq and is a predicted model, not a curated record. NCBI's taxonomy places the organism in Eukaryota, Metazoa, Chordata, Actinopteri, Clupeiformes, Clupeidae. The transcript has 5 exons. The coding region runs from base 33 to 689 and encodes 218 amino acids.